AUGGCCACCGCGUCCGACACCAACAUGAACCUCAUCGCUAUCCUCAGUGGAACAGCGCUAGUCAUAUCAUUCCAUCAUACUUACAAAUUCGACAAGUGCAAGUGUCUCAUUCCCAAAGCUCAUGACUGGUUUCGCGCCCUCUUGACAUGGAUGCUUUUGUGCUCCAAUAUGUGUCUGUUUGCGUGGGCGGCGGGCUACUGCUGGGUCAAGUACAAGUUGAAAUGGGUAUAUACAGAAGAGUACGGCGCUAUACCGUAUCCUCCCACUCUCUACACUGAGCAGUACCGUUUGCUCAACACUCCCCUCAUGAUCGUCUUCAACAUCGCCUUCUCCCUUCAAACAUCACUCAACGCCGAAGAGGGCCUUUAUUGGUACCAUCUGAUGCGCGCCGUCCGUCAACCCAAGUCGGCUCGCUCAUGGCUCACCUCGCCCUACUUUUACGCCUGGAUCGUCAUCAGUGUGGUCUCGACCACUUUGCAGUGCGGAAUCGGAUGGAUCCACAAGGGCAGUGAACUCGACCUGGUGCACCAGAUGUCUGUAGUCAUGACCGUUGAUGGAGCUGUGGAGCUCAUAGUGAUGUCUGCAGCUUCAAUUGUAAUCUGGAAGUUUCCUGCUUUCCUUGAUACCGUGAAAGCUUCAGGGGCGGGUCCAGAAGUCAGGUCUCGGCUUCACUUCUAUCAGGAAGCAAACAAGGUCCGAACAUUCUUCCGCUUCAUCUACUCGACCGGCAUGAUUGUAUUGGGUGUCGAUGGUCUGUCAGACAAGCAGCUGAUCUCCAACACCCCCAUCGCAAGUGACAUUGUCUCUCAACUAGUCUUUGGGUCCUUCUUCUUCAUCCUCAUCAUCUCGAUCGUGCUGUACCUUCCCCGCUCAUGGGCACCCCCCGGAACUCAACACAACAAUGUCAUGGUAGGCCGCGCCGUUCAACAGCCAGAUCACCACCAGCUUGCCAGUGGGGUUGCCCUCAUGUCGCUUUUGAGGGAAGGUGGGCAGUGGGAUGAUGAGGCCAUGAAGAACAUGACACUGGCUCCGACAAGUCCAUACAAUCUGGACAAUCCCAAACUCUACGGCUCGCAAGACCCCUUGACGGCCAAGGAGAGCGACUGGGAGCUGAAGGGGGAUUCUGGAGUAGAGAUUCCCAACGUUUUGGAAAACUUUACAUCUCCCAUCGCAGUCCAGACCAAGGAGAACUACCCUGUGGAGCUCCGUAUUCAUGUCGAGCAAGAAGUGCACGAGGACCGCGGAGAAAGCUAUGUGUGA
Messenger RNA from Cryptococcus wingfieldii CBS 7118, 1260 nucleotides. RefSeq lists its product as hypothetical. The transcript is spliced from 10 exons. The coding region runs from base 1 to 1260 and encodes 419 amino acids. Lineage: Eukaryota; Fungi; Basidiomycota; Tremellomycetes; Tremellales; Cryptococcaceae. The record is from RefSeq and is a predicted model, not a curated record.